This is a messenger RNA of Alnus glutinosa, 1572 nucleotides long. Its product is annotated as pentatricopeptide repeat-containing protein At2g02980, chloroplastic. Gene Ontology annotation, molecular function: protein binding; RNA binding. Gene Ontology annotation, biological process: RNA modification. Lineage: Eukaryota; Viridiplantae; Streptophyta; Magnoliopsida; Fagales; Betulaceae. The record is from RefSeq and is a predicted model, not a curated record. The transcript has 7 exons. The coding region runs from base 1 to 1572 and encodes 523 amino acids.
AUGACGAAUAAAGAACAAGACACGGCUUUGCACGAAGUUAUACGUUAUAAUCACUUUAAGGUUGUAAAAUUGUUAAUCGAAGAAGACUCAAAUUUUUCAUAUUCUGCUAAUGAUACUGGUGAGACUCCACUUUACAUAGCUGUCGAGAGAGGGUUUGACAAUGUGCUGUUCGAAAUUUUAGACAAAUGCAAAUCACCAAUGCAUGGGGCCCCCUUGGUCUCACAAUCAUGGAGGAAAGCUAGUGUGAGGGAUGGGGGACUCAGCACUAUUGAGCCUUGGCACACGAGCCGGAUCCGACGAAGAGAGGAGAACAAUAUUGAAGAAUGCAUCCGAAACCCAUUUGGUAGUGGGUGCACUCAUUACAAAGAUACCAUAUCUUUGGUGUUGUCAAGUUUUGCCGUCUUUAUCCACCUAUUGAUGCCAUUUCUUUUCGGGGAGGAUUUCGAUAAAGAUAAACUCGAGAAAGUUCUCUAUAUUGCCUUGAGUCUUGCUAAUUUUGAAGUUGGAAGAUGGAUUUCUACGUUCAUUGAUGUUAAUGCCAUUCCUCUGAACAUUUUCUUGUCUACUGCUCUUAUAGACAUGUACUCAAAAUGUGGAGAUGUUGAGAAGGCUCGAAGAAUCUUUGACAGAAUGUCCGGCAAGAAUUUGGCAUCUUGGAAUGCCAUUAUCACUGGUUAUGUGCAGCAUGGUUUGAUGGAAGAGGCAAUUCAAUUAUAUUAUUGCAUGAAAGGGGAGUUAGUGAAACCAGACGAGAUCACAAUGGUGAAUGUAUUGUCUGCUUGUGCUGGCUUAGGGGCCCUUAAACUUGGGCGAGAAAUUAAUCUCAAUUUGGGUAGAAAUGGUUUAGGCCCAAAUGUAUUUCUUGCCACUGCCCUUGUUGAGAUGUACUCAAAAUGUGGUAAAAUUGAUGAUGCUUGUUUGGUUUUUGUUAAGAUGAAGGAAAAAGAUGUUCCCUUGUUCAAUGCCAUGAUACUAGGACUUGUUUACCAUGCCAAUGGAAAAGACUCAUUAGCUCUCUCAAAACAGAUGGUGAGUUUUGGGGUCCAACCCAGUGAGGUCACAUUUAUAGGAAUUUUAUCAGCUUGUAAUCAUUCGGGAUUAGUUGAAGAGGGUAGACUUCAAUUUUCAAAUUUGAUUAACAAAUAUGGUUUGAGUCCUAAUAUUGAGCAUUAUGCUUGCAUGGUGGAUCUCCUUGGACGAGCUGAACAUUUAGACGAAGCAUACAAAUUAAUUCAAAACAUGGUUGUCCCACCUGAUUCAAUAAUUUGGGUUGCUUUGUUGAGUGCUUGCCAGAUCCAUCGAAGUCUUGAACUGGCAGAUAGAAUUGGAGAAAUUAUAAUUGCAUCACACGAUCCUAAUCCAGGCUUGUGCAUCUUGUUAUCAAAUAUUUAUGCUACUGGGGGAAGGUGGAAAGAAGUUGCUAGAGUGAGAAGAAUAGUCAAGGAAAAAAGGAUUAAAAAGCCCUCUGGGUAUAGUUGGAUUGAGAGUUGCAUCAGCCAGCACAUCAAAGUUGAUGGGAACACAGAAUUCCGCCAAGAUAGGUGCACCAGUGGUAGCAUAUACCAAGAAUAG